UCCGUGAAAGAUCAAGUUGAAUUUAGUUAUUGUAAGCAUGGGACGUUUAAUUUUGGAGCACACUCUACAAGGACACAAGGGACGGAUUUGGGGUGUGGCCUGGCAUCCGAAGGGGAACGUCUUCGCUUCUUGUGGCGAAGACAAAGCCAUACGCGUAUGGUCUCUGUCGGGGAAUACUUGGAGCACGAAAACCAUUCUCUCGGACGGACACAAGCGCACCAUACGCGAGAUACGCUGGUCCCCAUGCGGUCAGUAUUUGGCCUCGGCCAGCUUUGAUGCAACUACAGCGAUUUGGUCAAAGUCCUCUGGGGAAUUCGAAUGUAAUGCUACGCUGGAGGGUCACGAGAACGAGGUGAAGAGUGUUAGUUGGUCGAGGUCCGGUGGACUAUUGGCCACUUGCUCCCGGGACAAGUCUGUCUGGAUCUGGGAAGUGGCAGGUGAUGAUGAGUUUGAAUGCGCCGCCGUACUAAAUGCUCACACACAGGAUGUCAAGCGUGUGGUGUGGCACCCGACGAAGGAUAUUUUGGCAUCCGCCUCAUAUGAUAAUACCAUUAAAAUGUUUGCCGAGAGCCAGUUGGACAGCGACUGGGAUUGCACCGCCACAUUGUCCUCCCACACGAGCACAGUUUGGAGCAUUGACUUUGACGCCGAGGGCGACCGGUUGGUCUCCUGCAGCGAUGACAAAACGCUCAAGAUUUGGAGAGCCUACCAUCCGGGCAACGAUGCUGGCAUAGCCACGCCAGAUAAACAAUCCGUUUGGAAGUGUGUCUGCACCUUGUCUGGUCAGCACUCGAGAGCCAUCUAUGAUGUGUCCUGGUGUAAGCUGACGGGAUUGAUUGCCACCGGCUGUGGUGAUGAUGGGAUUCGGAUAUUUAAGGAGACCAGCGACUCCAAGCGAGAUGAACCAACAUUCGAGCAACUCACCGCAGAGGAGACUGCUCAUGAGCAGGACGUCAACGCGGUGGAGUGGAACCCUGCUGUAGCCGGACAAUUGAUCUCCUGCAGCGAUGACGGCACCAUCAAGAUAUGGAAGGUGGCUGAUUAGCAAUCCGAUCAAUGUGUUGUAGGUCAUAAGUGUUUAAGCAAAGAGUAGUUUGAUUUUUAUACGAAUAAAGUUUCUUCCUAAUAAGAAAUAAAAGUAUUUAAAUUACAGAUAA
This is a messenger RNA of Drosophila persimilis, 1157 nucleotides long. RefSeq names its product probable cytosolic iron-sulfur protein assembly protein Ciao1 (gene Ciao1). Gene Ontology annotation, molecular function: protein binding. NCBI's taxonomy places the organism in Eukaryota, Metazoa, Arthropoda, Insecta, Diptera, Drosophilidae. Gene Ontology annotation, cellular component: cytosolic [4Fe-4S] assembly targeting complex. The coding region runs from base 38 to 1045 and encodes 335 amino acids. Gene Ontology annotation, biological process: iron-sulfur cluster assembly. The record is from RefSeq and is a predicted model, not a curated record. The transcript has a single exon.